Ramularia collo-cygni is the source of this 975-nucleotide messenger RNA. Its product is annotated as related to WD40 repeat protein. Gene Ontology annotation, molecular function: protein binding. Bases 1 to 975 code for a protein of 324 amino acids. Lineage: Eukaryota; Fungi; Ascomycota; Dothideomycetes; Mycosphaerellales; Mycosphaerellaceae. The transcript has a single exon. The record is from RefSeq and is a predicted model, not a curated record.
AUGCCGAAGUGCAUUGCGAGUUCUGACCUGGCCGGGGAGGAUACGUACCUGUACGCGCUGGCAAGAUGCUCCGACAGCACGUUUGCGACAACAGGGUCCGAUGACGCUCUGCGCCUGUUUGAUGGACAGACUCUGAAACCCAUUCAAACCGUCAACAGCUGCCAUGAUGGAGUUGCUUGUCUCRCAGCCGCGGGAAAUUCUCACUUUGUGACCGGUGGUCGCGACGGUUUGGUUAGAUGUUGGGACACCCGAGCCAGAAGGGUAUCCGAAAUGGCAGAUCCCCGCUCCAAUGGCAUUUCCUCUCUUGCCUGUAUCGAUUCCUACAUUGCCGCGGGAACUGAAAGCACAAAGGAAGGUUUGGGCGAUGUCAGUGUCCUUUUGUACGACACACGGAACCCGUCAAUGCCAUUGCGGCAGUACAACGAAUCACACACGGACACCAUCACCCAGCUUGCCUUCCAUCCGGCCCAGCCAAAUUUGCUUCUGUCUGGUAGCACCGAUGGUCUCAUCUCAAUUUUCAACGUGGAUCUGGAGGACGAGGAGGAUGCGCUGCAACAGGUCCUGAACCCACGAUCGGCCGUCCACUGCGCCGGUUUCCUCGCACAGGACUUAGUCUACUCUCUCUCCACAGAUGAGCAGUAUUCAAUUCACACUCUGGCCAAGACCGCAUUAGAGGACGAACAACUGCCGCCGCCCAUCGAGUUCGGUGAUGUGCGGGAACCGCUGCAGUGCAUGUACGUGAUCAAUGUGUUGGUGCAGCCCGAUGGGCCACCGCUCAUGGCGUACGGACAUACGGAGAGGCAGACACUGUCAAUCUCGUCUAUGGGCUCGCCGGGAGCGUGGCAGUUUGGGCCAAAGGUUGACCUCAUUGGAGCACAUGGAGACGAUGUAGUGCGGGAUCUCCUGAUACAUCAUCAACGUGCACUCACAUGUGGAGAAGACGGCAAGGUCAAGCUGUGGAAGCUUGACGCUUGA